Messenger RNA from Penicillium alfredii, 867 nucleotides. RefSeq lists its product as uncharacterized. The coding region runs from base 1 to 867 and encodes 288 amino acids. The transcript has 2 exons. The record is from RefSeq and is a predicted model, not a curated record. NCBI's taxonomy places the organism in Eukaryota, Fungi, Ascomycota, Eurotiomycetes, Eurotiales, Aspergillaceae.
AUGACCUUCCAGUCCACAAAAACAAUAAAAGCCAAAGAAGAAACCUUGGAUAUGCCAAUGCAGAAGCUGGACGCAGUCGAGCGAAGGAAACUACAGAACCGUCUUAACCAGCGGGCCAGCCGAAAAAGACGGGCACUGCAAAAUGAAAAGGAGAACAAGGACCAUCGCAAGUGGAUCGUCUACAUAGAAAAAGCAGAAUGCCAUCCAGCCGUCACCCAAGGUAUCGCAAAGAAGAAUGCCACCCAGUCAAGUCAGGCACCGCCUACACAACGUCACUGCACCGACGAACUCUCAUUCUGCGCUGCGAGACGCACCCUGCGAUAUGAAUUUUGGUAUCAACUCGAAGCGCGGGUCCUAGACGCCGCCAUCAACCUAGUGCAAUCGCCGGCCCUACUUCCGGCCGUGAUGCAAUAUAAUAUUAUCUGGGCCAUGCUCACCAAUGCUACGAGCAUGGGCAUCACCAAGGAUCUUCUCGACGAGGAUAUUGCGUCCCAGUUCAACAUCCCCGGUCCCAUGAAGACGCUACACCUCCCGCCCAGCUUGGUCCCGACUCCUUCACAAAAAACGAUCAUCCACCACCCCUGGAUCGACCUGAUCCCCAUCCCUUCUUUUCGUAAUGCUCUUCUAUCGAAGAUGGAAAGCUACGACGAAGAAGACAUGUGUAGGGACUUUUAUGGGACUCCGUCCGAGGAAGGCGGCCUUGUUGUCUGGGGCGAGUCGUGGGAUCCGCGGGCUUAUGAGAUUUCAGAGCGCGUGGCGAGGAAGUUUGGGUGGAUUUUCCGCGAGUGUCCUGAGAUUCUGCAGUCUACAAAUUACUGGAGGGAGAGACGAGAAGAGAGGCCAUUGAUAGUUGAGGAAGUGGAGUGA